AUGGAGGAUGAUUUCAAGUCUGAGUCAUCAUCUUCCUUUGCACUUCAAGGCUCUACAGAGACAUUGUUUUCUAUUCAGCUAUUAGAUUUCAAAACAAGUUUGCUGGAAGCUUUGGAAGAAUUACGUAUGAGAAGGGAAGCAGAAACACAAUAUGAAGAGCAUAUUGGUAAAAUUAUUGUGGAGAUGCAAGAACUUAAAUGGCAAAAAGAAACUCUUCAGAAUCAAAAGGAGACCUUAGCAAAGCAGCACAAAGAAGCAAUGGCAGUUUUAAGAAAGCAGUUACAAAUGAAGGUGUGUGCCUUAGAAGAAGAAAGGGGAAAAUACCAACUUGCUACAGAAAUAAAAGAGAAAGAAAUAGAAGGAUUGAAGGAAACAUUAAAAGAAUUACAGGUUUCUAAAUAUUCUUUACAGAAGAAAGUGAAUGAAAUGGAGCAAAAGGUUCAGUUGCAUCUCCUGGCUAAAGAAGAUCAUCACAGGCAACUGAGUGAAAUUGAGAAAUACUGUGCCACUGUAACAAGUCAGUUUGCAUCGGUAAAAGAGAACCAUGAAAAGUUAGAAAAAAAUGUACAGGAAGCAAUACAGUUAAACAAAAAAUUGUCUGCUUUAAAUAAAAAGCAAGAAUCUGAGGUAUCCAGUUUAAAGAAGGAACUUAAAAAAGUAACUUCAGACUUAAUAAAAUCCAAGGUCACAUGUCAGUAUAACAUGGGAGAAGAAAGCAUCAGUCUGACAGUUAUGCAACAAAAACUUCAGGAACUUCAAGAACGACUCAAUAUGGAAGUAGAAUUAAAUAAGAAGAUUAAUGAAGAGAUUACCCAUAUUCAAGAAGAAAAACAGAAUGUCGUAAUUUCUUUUCAGCAUACUCAGCAGUUACUUCAACAGCAGACUCAAGUAAAUACUGAAAUGAAAGCAGAAUUGAAGGUGGUUAAAGAAAAGAAUCAGAUCCUUGAGAGAGAUAAUGAGCUGCAAAGGGAGAAUGUAAGAGAAAAUGAAGAAAAGUUCCUUAAUCUUCAAAAUGAGCAUGAGCAAGCACUAGGAACUUGGAAAAAACAUGUUGAAGAACUUAAUGGAGAAAUUAAUGAGAUUAGAAAUGAAUUAUUGUCACUUAAAGAAACGCAUGUUAAGUUACAAGAACAUUAUAACAAAAUAAGUGAUCAGAAAAAGUUUGAAGAAGACAAGAAAUUUCAGAAUGUUCCAGAAGCAAGUAAUGAAAACAGUAAAACUUCAACUGAAAAAUCAGAAAACAUCAACACAGAGAAAUGUAAUUCUGAACAAGAAGUUAGGGAAAAAAAUAGUUCAAAUUCUGACUUCAGAGAAAGGGAAGAAAAGAAAGAAGGCCUGCCUGCAGAAGAAUCCACUGGAAAAGAUUUACAUCUUCUUGAAAAAUUCUACAAAACCGAAAUUAAUACUACUAUUCCUGUGAAUGAAAAUAGAAGUGGAAUCUCCCUAAGCAAAACAAUCUGCAUGAAUAAAGAAUUAAUUGCUCAUAGACAAACUUUGAAUAUCACAGGUCUUAGAAAAUCAGUUGCUACCGAGAUAAAAGACAAGAUGUGUUUUGUAAAAGACAAUGGAUGUACAGAACUUAAAUCACCAGAUAGUCUUUUUGUAGUGAGUGAUAUAGCAACAGAAACAAAAAUGAUACAUCUAGAAAGUAGAGAAGAAUGGGACCGUCACCAUCUCAAUGUGCAUGUGGAGGUUGCAAACAAUAGAACAUCAUCUGACAGUAGUUUUAAUGAGAUGGCUCACAGUACAAAUCAUAAUAAAGAUGUUUCUGAAAAGGAACUAUUCAAACAACAGUUAAAAUUGUUUCCAAAUACUGGAGAAAACUCUACAAAGAGGGAAAUGACAAAUACUGAACAAACCAAAACAGAUUUGGAUUCAUCUCUAAAUGUAAAAGAGAAUCCAGUUCAGUGUGAGAAGCAUAAUUCACAACAUUCAAGUAGCAUUAUGUUAGCUGAUAAACAAUAUAAAAGGAAACCAAUCCAACUGCUAAAUAAAAACAGCGAGUGCAGCAUACUACCACUUAAACGAACGUCAAGUUUUCAGCAUAUCUGUAAUGAUACUCCAGAAAAUGAUAACCUAAAUAUUUCCUGUGAUUUAGCAAGCAAUUCCCCCAUUUCAUCUGCUGUUUUCCCUGAUAGUUUGAAACUUCUUGAAAAUUCAGAUAAAAGUGUCAAUAUUGUAUCUAUGUCAGUAAAACCCAAGUCAAGCCCUGGGAAGAGAACUACAUGGAAAAAUCUAAAUGAUAUUCAAAGUAGUCAAUUUACAAAUUUUUUUGAAUACCUAGAAAAUAAUAAUGUGACUAUUCCUCAUCUACAGAUUAACAAGGAACAUAAACAUACUUCAGAUAUAAACAUUGCUGUUCAUAGGAAAAUUUCCACAGAAAUAGAGUCUGCUAAUAAAGACAGUCAGAUUGAUGAAGAUCAGCUAAUGGAAGCCACAAAAGAUGACCAACUCCUUUUUGUGAAUAUUAACGAAAGACAGCAUUCACUAUUAAAUAAUACAGAGAAAACAGAGUCAUUACAUAACAUUGGUUCAGAAAAAAAUUAUACUGAAGGACAGCUCGAAGAAUCAUGUUCAUAUCACACAACACCAUCUGGAGAUUUAGUGAACAGAAGUGGAAGGUCAGCCUUUGAUCCUUCAACGUCAGAUAAAAAAAUUGAGAAAACUCCAGUAUAUGUGAAUUUUUUAGACCCUAGUGCUUGGUCAAAAGUAAAUCACACUGAGAGUCAAACGGGGAGGACUUCAACUUCGAGCAUUAUUUUCUUGCCAAAGGAAAGACCAAUAGAUUUAUCUGAAAAUAAAAAGAUUUUUUCUGUAACAGUUGGCAAAAAUGUUGGUGUGGAUGAAGCUAAGAAGGAUGCUGGAGCAGAUACUGCCAGCAUUAACAGAGUUGCUGACACUUUGAAUAAUUCAGGUAUCCAUCCAAAUCCCAAGGGAGAGCUCAGUGAAGAGAGGAAUGCAAUUGCAAAGACUUUUUAUGAUUCUUCUGUUCCCACAGAACACAUGAAAACAAAGCCUCUGAAAUCAAAUAUGCUACAAAAGCCUUUUCAGUCAAUCAAGAUUAAAGAUACUUCUGAUUCAGCUGCUGCUUGCACACAUAAAGACCACUGGCUGGACCUCGUAAUAAAUCAAGUAAAUGAAAUUGAAAAGUUCCUAAACUUAAAAUGUGACAGUCAGCCUAGAAAAAGAAAAGUAGAAGAAAUGUCGGAAAAAGCAGAUUAA
This is a messenger RNA of Elephantulus edwardii (Cape elephant shrew), 3222 nucleotides long. RefSeq names its product coiled-coil domain containing 73 (gene CCDC73). The transcript has 17 exons. The coding region runs from base 1 to 3222 and encodes 1073 amino acids. The record is from RefSeq and is a predicted model, not a curated record. NCBI's taxonomy places the organism in Eukaryota, Metazoa, Chordata, Mammalia, Macroscelidea, Macroscelididae.